This is a messenger RNA of Thelazia callipaeda (thelaziosis nematode), 426 nucleotides long. NCBI's taxonomy places the organism in Eukaryota, Metazoa, Nematoda, Chromadorea, Rhabditida, Thelaziidae. The record is from the annotation of a GenBank genome assembly.
AUGAUCGCUUUUUCAGUGGAAAAACGUGAUCGUUCUGGAUGGUCAGGCAAUAGCUUAUCCGAUGAUUUUACUGGGCAACGGUAUCAGAGUGGAGGACGAUCUCGAUAUCAGCCAUCAUCAGCAAGCGAAUACGGUGGUGGAGCAUUAGGAAACAGUUUUGGUAUGGUGCAAUCAGCUAAACAAAGUGGAAUUGAAACUUUGCUCAAUACUUUCUUAGGACCAGCAUUUUUGGGUCAAACCACUCAACCACCAGCAAUUAACUUAGCAAACUUUUUCAAGCCAAAUUAUCAUAAAAAUGAAGACUACCUCGCCACAGGUGCAUCAAAUAUUGAUAGGCUAAUAAAUGUACUCACAAAAAGUGGUGCUCAGAGGGCUACUCCAAGUCCUUCACAAAAUUUGCUUCAAAAUCUUUUUGGAAAAAGAUAA